CAACUGCUCUGCAGAGGACCUUUUCCUUUGCUCGCCAAAUAUGGCUGGCCAGUCGCUGGUCGGGGGAAAGGACCUUUCCUCGCAAGAGAGGGUCGGCUAUGACACCGAUAAGUCACUUUGGAAUUCAAUUUUGAAGUCAAUGGAUAACAAGCCUAAACCACCAAAGACUGCAGAACAAAGGAGGUUUGAAGAACUUAUGACUUAUUUUGCUAACCACACGGCACCAAAUGUUGACUUUUUGAAGGAACCGGACCCUCCUGUUCCUGCUGGUGAAUGUAGGUAUUGUUUAAAGGUGGAUGAUCACAUUACGCAACUUUGCCCCUACAAGUAUGAUGUCCCAAAGAACGCAAUUCUUGGCAAAGGUUGUUCGGUUGUUUGUACUAUCUGCGGAUGUAGGUUUAGAGACUCAUGUUGUGCCAAAUGCGGCCAUACCCGUGGACGUGCAAUGCUCAUGGAUUGUAUAACCUGUGGGAAGCUAUAUGACCACUGGUUUGAUACGUGCCCGGAACGCAAUUUGUCUUCUCCUUUUACUUGCGACCCUUAUACUGGUUAUAUUUCUUUCAAGGCUUGUCCUCCAAAAGAGUAGAGAAUAGAAAAUUAAUUGUACUCU
This is a messenger RNA of Prunus avium (sweet cherry), 610 nucleotides long. RefSeq lists its product as uncharacterized. The record is from RefSeq and is a predicted model, not a curated record. Lineage: Eukaryota; Viridiplantae; Streptophyta; Magnoliopsida; Rosales; Rosaceae.